Molecule: messenger RNA, 2282 nt
Organism: Diachasma alloeum
Lineage: Eukaryota; Metazoa; Arthropoda; Insecta; Hymenoptera; Braconidae
Product: ubiquitin carboxyl-terminal hydrolase MINDY-3 homolog
Exons: 5
Coding region: 272-1585 (437 amino acids)
Biological process (GO): protein K48-linked deubiquitination
Molecular function (GO): K48-linked deubiquitinase activity; cysteine-type deubiquitinase activity; calcium ion binding
Source: RefSeq, a predicted model, not a curated record
UUGUUAUUUAUCCAGUCCACGCACAAUUGUGUUCCCAUUAUCCCCCGACAAAUGAUGUUUUAGUGGACAAUAGACGUUGAAAAGAUACUCUGAGGGCUGGGAAAGCCUUCCGAGGGGCUCUGAGGUGUGAAAAUCACUGGGGGAAUUUUAUUUCGUGGAUCUCUGAGGUGUCUCGGGAGUAUGACAAGUGGUGAGUGGGUUUGGGGUUAUUAGCGGUGGAUUUUUCGGUGUCUUCGGGGUGUUCUGAGGAGUUGAGGUGUCUCUGGAGAUCAUGGAGCAGCAGGGGAGUCUGCAGGAGGGUGUCGUGAAGGAUGUUAGGACGCUUUUGUGGGGAAAUUGCCCGAAGGACGAUGUUUUCCAGAGAUGGGCGCAAGGCUUUCAAUUCUCGCAAGACGAGCCAACAGCCCUCGUCCAGGUGGAGGGAGGCCCCUGUGCAGUAAUAGCACCUGUUCAAGCCUUCAUCCUCAAGGAUCUGCUGCUGGAGGGGCCUCCGGACACCUGGAAGAACGUGACCACUGAGAAACAGGAUCGUUUACUCGUCAGAGCUGCCAUCGAGAUAAUCGCUCAGGCAGCAGACCCAAUACAUCCAACUUACUCUUUGAUUCAUCUUGACACUGACAGCAGUGGAGAUAAUCCAAUGGCUAAUGGAGAAGUAUCGACUGAGGAGGCACAGCCCUUGUUUACUUCAGAUUAUUUUCACUCCAGGCUCAGAAUAUUUUCAACAAUUUCCCUCGACGAAGUUGAAAAAUACCUAGCCCAGAGGAUAGAAUCCCUCAAGGAGCCAUUCGGUGUGCUACUCCUGCUUUAUACAGUCGUUUGUACCAAAGGAAUCAACGGAAUGAGAAGUGAAAUGUCAGAUCCCACUGAACCAGUGAUAGAUUCGAUUUAUGGGUAUGGGAGUCAGAGUCUCAUUAAUCUGAUGCUCACGGGGAGAGCUGUCAGUCACGUCUGGGAUCAUGAUCAAGAUAUUGGUGGAUUACAAUUACGAGGAAUUGACAAGCAAAAUACUGUUGGUUUUCUGGCACUGCUGGAGCACCUGCGUUACUGCGAAGUUGGAGCAUUCCUCAAGUCCCCAUCGCACCCUGUCUGGGUGCUGGGGUCAGAGACACAUCUCACAGUCCUCUUUUCAACAGAUCGAAGACUGGUGACUCCAGAGACACCAGCGGAAUAUGCCCGAAGAGUCUUCAAAAAAUACGACCCCGAGGGCAACAAUUUCAUACCUGCUAAUCUCCUCCAGGACGUUCUCGCUGACCUGGAACUUGUUGCUGAUGAUGAAUAUGUUGAUAUAAUGAAGAAGAAACUGGACAACGAAUCCUUAGGGAUAAUUCUCUUGGCUUCAUUUAUGGACGAAUUCUUCCCGGAGGAACCCCGAACGUGUCCAGACACCUUCACCCUGUAUCAUUACAAUGGUUUACCUCGUUCAAACCCAGAUAAUCGUGUGCGUUAUCACACUGGUGAUGCUGUGCUGCUGGAGUGCACAGUAAAGUGCAUUUUGGACAGCAACCCCAUGCUCACAGUUCUACAGACCAAGUGGCCAAGCAUCGAGGUGCAGUGGGACAUUGGCAGAACACCAAGUCUGAAUUGAUCGGUCUAUUAAUUCAGGAAAUUUUAUCGUUCGUUUAUGACUGAUUAUUCACAUUUUUUUACAUGUCUUGAUGAAUGUAGGAUUAUCUGCGUGAUGAGUGGGUUUAGGAGGAACUUUCAUAAGACAUCUUUCGUUGGAAAUUUAAUUUUCUACAAAAAAUGUUUUAUCACAUUUUCUUCUGAACCCAGUCGUUUUUGAGAUAUCCGCAGAAAUAAACAUUGCGAAAUUCAUAAAUUCACUUGAUCAAACAAAAAAUCAAAUUCUUAUUAAAAAAUUAUUUUCUUUGUUUAUUUAGUGAAGAAUAUUUUCUAAAAACUAUAGAAGAAAUAUUCUUGUCAAUGAAAAGGCAAUAAAUUACGGAUAAUUCAAUAUUUAGGGGGGAUAACAGUGGGUAAACAAUUUUACUCCAUGAUUAAUUAAUAAAAAUGACACAUUGGACAACUUUCUUUUGCUAAGAACGAUGAAAUAAUGAAUGAAAAAUAAUAAUGAACUGUGAAUAUCGUCGAAUGCUUAAUUGCAUAGAUUUAUUAAAUUAAUAAAUUAAUAAAUACAUGAUAAUUAUACAUAUAGUACAUAAAGAAUAGAAAAAAUAGGAAAGGGAGCCUUCGUAAUUGAUAAUUAUCGUUAAGUAAAUGAUUAAUUAUUCACUGAGUUAUUUAAAUAAAUGAGACAUGCUAUUUCAUGUUUUCAACCAGUG